CCAGGGGCUCUCCGUGCGCCCGGGGCCGUGGGUAGUCCCGGGUGGGGACCGCUUCGGAGGGAGGCGCCGCGGGGGAGGCCUCAAUGUCAGCGUAGGGAGAGCGAGGCGGGGACGGCGGGGGCGGGCAGAGGCGAGUGUGGUCGGGAUGGGAGGGCGGGAUUCGUGACCCGACGCCGAGAGAGAGGACGGCCGAGCGGGAGUCAACAGUGGUCUUCCUGCAGAACUGCCUCUUCUGUUUGCUGCCUGGAGUUAACAUUGUUUCCUGCUGGCAGAAUCAGGGACAUGCCAGCACUAGCGGGAUGAGUGGGUGUUCCGGCGGGGAUGUGGUCACUGACGGCCAAUGAGGACGCGAGCACUACGGCCCACUUCUUCCUCGGAGCUGGAGAUGAGGGCUUGGGCACCCGUGGAAUAGGCAUGAGGAUGGAAGAGAGUGACAGUGAGCUCCUUGAGGACGAGGAGGAUGAAGUGCCUCCAGAACCUCAAAUUAUUGUUGGCAUCUGUGCCAUGACCAAGAAAUCUAAGUCCAAGCCGAUGACCCAAAUCCUAGAGCGGCUCUGCAGGUUUGACUACCUGACUGUUGUCAUCCUGGGAGAAGAUGUCAUCCUCAACGAACCUGUGGAGAACUGGCCGUCCUGCCACUGUCUCAUCUCCUUCCACUCCAAAGGCUUUCCUCUGGACAAAGCUGUUGCUUACUCCAAGCUUCGAAACCCCUUCCUUAUCAAUGAUCUGGCCAUGCAGUAUUACAUCCAAGAUAGGAGGGAGGUGUACCGGAUCCUUCAGGAGGAAGGUAUUGAUCUGCCGAGAUAUGCUGUACUCAACCGUGACCCCGCUUGUCCCGAGGAGUGCAGCCUGAUAGAAGGGGAAGACCAGGUGGAGGUCAACGGGGCUGUCUUCCCUAAGCCCUUUGUGGAGAAGCCAGUGAGUGCAGAGGACCACAAUGUUUACAUCUACUACCCCAGCUCCGCUGGAGGAGGGAGCCAGCGCCUCUUCCGGAAGAUUGGCAGCCGGAGCAGUGUCUACUCCCCCGAGAGCAGCGUCCGGAAGACAGGAUCAUACAUCUAUGAGGAGUUCAUGCCAACAGAUGGCACAGAUGUUAAGGUGUAUACAGUGGGGCCAGAUUAUGCCCAUGCUGAAGCGAGAAAGUCUCCAGCUCUGGAUGGGAAGGUGGAACGGGACAGUGAGGGGAAAGAGGUUCGCUAUCCAGUCAUGUUGACGGCCAUGGAAAAGCUGGUGGCCAGGAAGGUCUGCGUGGCUUUUAAGCAAACAGUUUGUGGCUUUGACCUUCUUCGUGCCAACGGUCACUCCUUUGUGUGCGACGUCAAUGGCUUUAGCUUUGUCAAGAACUCGAUGAAAUAUUAUGAUGAUUGUGCCAAGAUUCUGGGGAACACCAUUAUGCGGGAACUUGCCCCACAGUUCCAGAUACCAUGGUCCAUCCCCACAGAAGCUGAGGACAUUCCCAUUGUCCCUACCACGUCUGGCACCAUGAUGGAGCUCCGCUGUGUCAUUGCGAUUAUCCGUCACGGAGAUCGCACUCCAAAGCAGAAGAUGAAGAUGGAGGUGACGCACCCGAGGUUUUUUGCUCUAUUUGAAAAACAUGGUGGAUACAAGACGGGAAAAUUAAAACUUAAGCGACCUGAGCAGCUCCAGGAGGUGCUGGACAUUACGAGGCUGCUGCUGACUGAAUUGGAGAAAGAACCAGGCAUUGAGAUUGAGGAGAAGACUGGGAAACUGGAGCAGCUGAAGUCCGUGCUGGAGAUGUAUGGCCACUUCUCAGGGAUCAAUCGGAAGGUGCAGCUGACUUACUACCCCCACGGAGUGAAAGCUUCGAAUGAGAGCCAAGAUCCACAGAGAGAAGCCCUGGCACCAUCUCUCUUGCUGGUACUGAAGUGGGGCGGAGAGCUGACUCCCGAUGGCCGUGUUCAGGCCGAGGAGCUGGGGCGAGCCUUUCGCUGCAUGUACCCUGGAGGCCAGGGUGACUAUGCCGGCUUCCCUGGCUGUGGGCUGCUCCGUCUCCACAGCACUUUCCGUCAUGACCUCAAGAUCUACGCAUCUGAUGAGGGUCGCGUCCAGAUGACUGCUGCUGCUUUUGCGAAGGGCCUCCUGGCUCUAGAAGGGGAGCUCACACCCAUUUUGGUGCAAAUGGUGAAGAGUGCCAACAUGAAUGGGCUGCUGGACAGCGACAGCGACUCUUUGAGCAGCUGCCAGCACCGCGUGAAGGCGCGGCUGCACCACAUCCUGCAGCAGGACGCACCCUUUGGCCCCGAGGACUAUGACCAGCUGGCCCCCACUGGCAGUACUUCUCUGCUCAACUCCAUGUCUAAAAUCCAGAAUCCUGUGAAAGUCUGUGAUCAGGUGUUCGCCCUGAUUGAAAACCUUACCCACCAGAUUCGGGAGCGGAUGCAGGACCCCAGCUCUGUAGACCUGCAACUCUACCACAGUGAGACACUGGAGCUAAUGCUGCAGCGUUGGAGCAAGCUCGAGCGUGACUUUCGACAAAAGAGCGGCCGCUAUGACAUCAGUAAGAUCCCCGAUAUCUACGACUGUGUCAAGUACGAUGUACAACACAACGGAAGUCUGGGACUUCAAGGCACAUCCGAGUUGCUACAUCUUUCAAAGGCUCUGGCCGAUGUGGUCAUCCCGCAGGAGUAUGGGAUCAGUCGAGAGGAGAAAAUGGAAAUUGCUGUGGGCUUCUGUCUGCCACUGCUGCGGAAAAUCCUACUUGACCUGCAGAGAACCCACGAGGAUGAGUCUGUCAACAAGCUGCAUCCCCUGUACUCCCGUGGGGUGCUCUCUCCAGGCCGCCAUGUUCGGACACGUCUCUAUUUCACCAGUGAGAGUCACGUUCACUCCUUACUCAGUGUCUUCCGUUAUGGGGGACUUCUUGAUGAGACCCAGGACGCACAAUGGCAGCGAGCUUUGGCUUAUCUUAGUGCCAUCUCAGAGCUCAACUACAUGACCCAGAUUGUUAUCAUGCUCUAUGAGGACAACACGCGGGACCCAUUGUCAGAGGAGCGGUUCCAUGUGGAGCUGCAUUUCAGCCCUGGAGUGAAAGGUGUGGAAGAAGGCAGUGCCCCAGCUGGCUGCGGAUUUCGUCCAGCCUCUUCGGAGAACGAGGAGAUGAAAGCAGAUCAAGGCAGCAUAGAAAACCUAUGCCCGGGCAAGGCCGCAGAUGAACCAGACCGAGCAUUGCAGACCUCACCCCAGCCUGUUGAGGGCACUGGCCUCCCAAGGAGAUCACCCCUCAUUCGGAAUCGAAAAGCUGGCUCCAUGGAGGUGCUGUCUGAAACUUCAUCUUCGAGACCUGGUGGCUACCGGUUGUUCUCAUCUUCACGGCCACCGACCGAGAUGAAGCAGAGCGGCCUCGGCUCACAGUGCACAGGGCUGUUCAGCACCACAGUGCUGGGUGGCUCCUCCAGCGCUCCGAAUCUUCAGGACUACGCCCGCAGCCAUGGCAAAAAGCUCCCGCCUGCCAGUCUAAAGCACCGAGAUGAGCUCUUGUUUGUCCCGGCCGUAAAACGAUUUUCUGUGUCGUUUGCAAAGCAUCCGACUAACGAGCUGCUGGAUGACCAGCACCCUGUGGUCCGGUUGCUGCGCACUUUUUCCUCUGACUGCCCAAGGGGCUGGCCAGUCUCCUUGGAUGCCACGCUGGCGCACCACCUGCACCAGUGCUCCUACCACCUGCGCCUCUUCCGGAACUGGCUGCGCUCAGGCCAGGAUGACCCCGAGUGCCUCUACGGAUUUGAAGGGUGCUCCAUGGUACCUACCAUCUACCCCCUAGAAACACUACAUAAUGCCCUUUCCUUGCGUCAAGUGAGUGAAUUCUUGACUAAAGUCUGCCAGCGCCACACUGAUGCCCAUGCACAGGCGUCUGCAGCCCUCUUUGACUCUAUGCACAACAACCAGGCCUCAGAUAGCCCGUUCUCCCCACCCCGUGCUCUUCACUCACCACCCCUGCAGCUUCGGCAUCGCUCUGAAAAGCCACCUUGGUACAGCAGUGGUCCCUCCAGCACCGUGUCCAGUGCUGGCCCUUCCUCUCCUACUGCAGUGGAUGGAAACUCACAUUUUGGCUUCAGUGAUCAGUCCUCUGUAAAUACACAUAUGACUGAAGAAAACCAAGGCCUUGGGUUGCUCCAGGGGACUCCUGGAGAUGGAGCACAAGAGUUCCCCGUAGAAAGGCAGCAAGCGCUUCUUGAGCCAACUCAGUCCCCUCAAGAGCCACCUGUAGAAAUCAGCCCUCUAGGAGGUCAAGAUGUUGCCGAGGUCAGCCAGACAUGCCAGGAGGUCCCAGACACCACUCAGACAUGCCAUGACAUCCUUGAGGAGGUCAGCCAGCCUAACCAGGAGGUCCCUGACAUCAGCCAGCUGUUCCUGAAGAACCAUGACACUGCUACCAACACACGUCAGCCAUGCCAGAAGGCCGGCCAGCUAUCUCAGAAAGUUCAUGAGGAAGUUUGCCAACUUUUUCAAGACAACCCUGAAGAGAGUGACCAGCUGUGCCAAGAGGUCCAUGGAUCCCCUGUGGGGCUUGGUAGCAUGGUCCAGGAAACCUUUAUGGAAGAGAUCAGCCCACCAUGCCAGGAGCUGUCUGUGGAGGUUGGCAUGCUGGCUCAGGAGGUUCCCGCCAUCAUGGAGUUGUCUCAAGACAUGCCCGAGGCUGACAAACCAUCCCAAGAGCUCACUCAGGAGACUGGUCUGCAGGCUCAGGAGGUCUCUGAGGAGACUGAUCAGGACUCCAGGAUGGUCCCUGAGGUGGUUGAUGAGCUGCUUAGUGAGGCUAUCCCCCAAGGCCAGGGUCUGUCUAGUGAUGUAAGCACUGAAAGCCAGUCCCCGGCCCACGCCCCGCACUCAUCCCUUCCACCAGCAGUGUGUAAUUAGCUGCUUUCUCGUUUCGCGUCACUCUGCCGGCCAUUUGAGCCAGAACCUUUCUGCUGGUAACACUAGCCAGAGCAAGGCCUGGGCUCACACCAGGGGUAUCUGAGGAAGGAGGCCUUCUGGCAUGAAACACUUCUGCCAGAGCUUAUGCCUAAGGAAGAGCCAGUUUAUGUUCAGAGCAGCUGCUAGCUCUUCACUUAGCCAUGGGGUGGGAAAUCGUAGAUUGUUCUAGGAAAUACCACUUAACUGUUGAAGAUGCCGUUGAGGAGACAGCAAAUAUAAAAUGCAAGGCAGCAGGCUCUCUACUUGUUGAAGGAAAUAUUCACAACUUCUUAAGGUACCCUCAGACCAUAUGUGCAUUAAAGGAAGCUCUUGUCUUCACUGUCACAAGCAGACCCAGGAUAGCCACCUGAAAUGUCUGCAAAAUAGAGUUCCCUUCUCACAAACAUCUGUCAUGGCCACUCACGGUUUAGACUGGGCUUAUGGGUGUUUCCAUAUAAUUGCCAAGUGCUCCCUCUGCCCUAGUCCUGUUCCUCUGGAGAGUGACUCUAGAGAAAAAUAGAUAAUAGAUUGCCAUGCAACUUCAGAGUGACUACUUAGAAUGCUCUGGGAGAUUUGGAUUAACCUAUGAAGCUAGGCCUCCUUUUGUCAAGAGGCUGUUGGGCUUAGAAGAUGCUGUAGUAGAGAGAAUCAAGUUCUAUUUUAAGCAGUUAGCAGAGAUCAAUGUUGUACAGACAUGAGCAAAGAUUUAAUAUAUAUAUAUUAUAUAUAUAUAAACAUAUAUAUUUCUGUAGUUUGCCAGGGACAGACUGGCCAAAGAUCAAACACUCCAGGGUUCCCAAAAGGUUUAUCCUUCUAUCAUGUGUCUUUAGAACCAUAUGUGAUUUUGAAGCUUUUCCCAAAGAUCACGGAUGGGAGUGGGUGUGGGUAAUGCAGUCAUUGGAGUCAGGGGCCGGAACAUGGCAAGUGCUCAAUAAAUAGUAAAUAAUGAGAA
Messenger RNA from Peromyscus eremicus (cactus mouse), 5866 nucleotides. RefSeq names its product diphosphoinositol pentakisphosphate kinase 1 (gene Ppip5k1). The transcript has 32 exons. Gene Ontology annotation, molecular function: diphosphoinositol pentakisphosphate kinase activity; inositol hexakisphosphate kinase activity; 5-diphosphoinositol pentakisphosphate 1-kinase activity. Gene Ontology annotation, cellular component: cytosol. Bases 322 to 4875 code for a protein of 1517 amino acids. Lineage: Eukaryota; Metazoa; Chordata; Mammalia; Rodentia; Cricetidae. The record is from RefSeq and is a predicted model, not a curated record. Gene Ontology annotation, biological process: inositol metabolic process; inositol phosphate biosynthetic process.